CAAAUCGCGAAAACACUUCAGAUACGCCAAACAAUAUUUUUUUUUUGGACCCACUCUCAGAUAAAAAUCUUAUCUAUCAACAAAACUGGAACACGUGCAGUUUCUCCUCACACAUAAACAUGUAUCUUCUCCUGCUAUUAACAGUACUUGGGACAACCCAUGGCCUCGACAUCGUGUCUCGGGAUGAAUGGGGCGCUCGAGCACCCAUCUACGUCGACCCCAUGUCGAACCCAGUACCAUACGUGGUGAUCCACCAUAGCGCGGAACCUGCCGUUUGCUACACCAAGGAAGACUGUAUUGAAGCCAUGCAGACCAUGCAAGAUAUGCACCAGAUUGACAAUGGGUGGGUUGAUAUAGGGUACAGUUUUGCGGUGGGUGGAGAUGGUAAUGCGUACGAGGGGAGAGGAUGGUCGGCUGUGGGUGCCCACGCUCCUGGAUACAAUGACAGGAGUAUCGGGAUUUGCGUAAUCGGGAACUGGAUGGAGGCUUUACCAUCAGAGCAGCAACUGCAGACGGUCCAUGAGUUGAUAGCGUAUGGAGUGGAACUGGGGAUGAUUAGUGGGAGCUACGGUUUGAUUGGGCACAGGCAAGCCAAGGAGACUCUGUGCCCGGGUGAUCAACUCUAUGAGGAGAUAACCACCUGGGAACACUAUAUUCAAGUGUAAUUCAUUUAAUACAUUUUUGUGUAUUGGAAAAAAAUGUGUCAAGGGUGCAUUCUUGGUCUCUUUAGUUUUGUGAUUUACGUCAAUGACGUACCAAAUAAAACUCAUUCUCCUUGUAAAUUUUUAUUAACUUGUUAAACUUGAACAAAAUGCGGCCAUGUGGUGAUCUCUUCAAACAACAGAUCCCCCGGACAUAGAGUUUC
Messenger RNA from Zophobas morio, 865 nucleotides. RefSeq names its product peptidoglycan-recognition protein LB-like. The coding region runs from base 120 to 665 and encodes 181 amino acids. The transcript has 2 exons. Lineage: Eukaryota; Metazoa; Arthropoda; Insecta; Coleoptera; Tenebrionidae. The record is from RefSeq and is a predicted model, not a curated record. Gene Ontology annotation, biological process: peptidoglycan catabolic process; innate immune response. Gene Ontology annotation, molecular function: peptidoglycan binding; zinc ion binding; N-acetylmuramoyl-L-alanine amidase activity.